AUGCGGCGGCUGCGGCGCCUGGCGCCCCUGGCGCUCCUCCGCCCCUUCCCCAAGGGCCUGCAGGGUCGGCUCCCAGGCCUCAGGGUCAAGUGCGUCCUCCUGGUGUGGCUGGGCGUCUGUGCAGGCAGCUGGAUGGCCUACCUGCGUUACUCGUCCCACUCAGAGCUCUGCCGCGGCCAUGUCUGCCAGGUGGUCAUCUGUGACCAGUACCGCAAGGGCAUCAUUUCGGGCUCCAUCUGCCAGGACCUGUGCGAGCGGCACAGGGUGGAGUGGGGAGCCUGCCUCUCGACGGCCCCGGGUCAGCAGGUGUACAGCGGGCUCUGGCAGGACAAGGCGGUGACUAUUAAGUGUGGCAUCGAGGGGGCCCUGAACUCCAAGGCCCGGUCAGAUUUGGGCCCCCGACGGGAGCUGGUGCUGUUUGACAAGCCCACCAGGGGCACCUCGAUUAAGGAGUUCCGGGAGAUGACCUUCAGCUUCCUCAAGGCAAACCUGGGAGACCUGCCUUCCCUGCCGGCUCUGGUUGGCCAGGUCCUGUAUAUGGCUGACUUCAACAAAGAUGGCAGGGUGUCCCUGGCGGAGGCCAAGUCCGUGUGGGCCCUGCUGCAGCGCAAUGAGUUCCUGCUGCUGCUGUCCCUGCGGGAGAAGGAGCAUGCUUCCAGGCUCCUGGGCUACUGCGGGGACCUCUACCUCACCGAAGGCGCCCCCCAUAGCUCCUGGCCAGGGGCCGUGCUGCCACCCCUCCUGCGCCCGCUGCUGCCCCCCGCCUUCCACAGGGCCCUCCAGCAGUGGUUUGGGCCCGCGUGGCCCUGGCGGGCCAAGAUCGCCAUUGGCUUGCUGGAGUUCGUGGAGGAACUCUUUCACGGCUCUUAUGGGACCUUCUACAUGUGUGAGACCACACUGGCCAACGUGGGCUACACGGCCACCUAUGACUUCAAGAUGGCGGACCUGCAGCAGGUGGCGCCUGAGGCUGCCGUGCGCCGCUUCCUGCAGGGCCGCCACUGCGAGAACAGUGCUGACUGCACCUAUGGGCACGACUGCAGGGCCCCGUGCGACAGGCUCAUACGGCAGUGCAAGGGUGACCUCAUCCGCCCCAACCUGGCCAAGGUGUGCGAGCUGCUGCGGGACUACCUGCUGCCUGGCGCCCCUGGCGCUCUCCGCGAGGAGCUGGGCCAGCAGCUGCGCACCUGCAGCACGCUGAGCGGGCUGGCCAGCCAGGUGGAGGCGCACCACUCACUGGUGCUCAGCCACCUCAAGACCCUGCUCUGGAAAGAGAUCUCCAACACCAAGUACUCCUGAUGGCCCCCCCAGCCCUCCCUCCGCUCCCUCCUGGACACCAGGAACUGGGGUGGGGGCCGAGGUUCCAGCAGCCCAGGGCAGCAGCUGUCACCCUCCUGUCCCUC
Molecule: messenger RNA, 1400 nt
Organism: Cynocephalus volans (Philippine flying lemur)
Lineage: Eukaryota; Metazoa; Chordata; Mammalia; Dermoptera; Cynocephalidae
Gene: DIPK1B
Product: divergent protein kinase domain 1B
Exons: 5
Coding region: 1-1296 (431 amino acids)
Source: RefSeq, a predicted model, not a curated record